Limulus polyphemus (Atlantic horseshoe crab) is the source of this 441-nucleotide messenger RNA. Its product is annotated as EGF-like repeat and discoidin I-like domain-containing protein 3. Lineage: Eukaryota; Metazoa; Arthropoda; Merostomata; Xiphosura; Limulidae. The coding region runs from base 1 to 441 and encodes 146 amino acids. The transcript is spliced from 2 exons. The record is from RefSeq and is a predicted model, not a curated record.
AUGAUUUAUCCAGAUCCAUGUAAUCCUAACCCGUGUGAGAAUGGAGGCACCUGUAAACCCAACAGUGAUGAAAUGGACUACAGUUGUGAAUGUUUGACUGGGUUUGGCAAUAAAACCUGUUCAGAAAUGGACUUUUGUAAAUAUCCAGAGGAUGGAAACAACGGAGAAAAGGCUUGUAAUGGAGUCACAUGCGAAAGUAUUGAUGAUCUCAAAACCUUCGUUUGCCAAUGUGAUGAAUCCCAGUAUUUCGACUACUCCAAUUUUCGCUGUACUGAUAUAGAUCCUUGUAAAUGGAAAUUAUGUGAUGGAAGGCGAAAGUGUGUAAUAAAAGACGACAAUGUAACUUGUGAGUGUAAGGAAGAGUACACAGAAGACGACGGUAAAUGCAAACGUAAGAAUAGUAAACUCAAAGACGAAGUUUUUUUGUGUGUGUGUGUGUGA